AUGGUAAUUGGUUAUUGGAUUUCUCAGGCAGGUAUCACUACAAAUAUAAAUGCAGAGUUGCAAACGAUCUUAAAUGGCCUCCAGAUGGCUUGGAACAAUGGUUUUCUAUAUGUUGAGUGUAAAUCGGAUUGUCAAUCGGCUUUGAAUUUUAUUCAUGAUGGAGUUCCUACAACUCACCUUUACGCACCUGUUAUUGACCUCAUCAGGAGGUUCAUUGAUUAUAUUUGGCUUUUAUCUUUCCACCAUUCCUUAAGGGAAGACAAUAUUUAUACUGACUGGUUAGCUAAACAUGGAGUGAGAUUGGAGGGGGACAUGAUCUCUUGGAGGCAGUACUCAACACCUCUUUCUACCUAUCUUCUUGCUGAUUCAAUGGGGAUUUCCUCCCCCGAAAUUAAUUUAGUUGUUUCGUGUUGUUUCUUUCUAUUGCAUUAA
Molecule: messenger RNA, 432 nt
Organism: Trifolium pratense (red clover)
Lineage: Eukaryota; Viridiplantae; Streptophyta; Magnoliopsida; Fabales; Fabaceae
Exons: 1
Coding region: 1-432 (143 amino acids)
Molecular function (GO): RNA-DNA hybrid ribonuclease activity; nucleic acid binding
Source: RefSeq, a predicted model, not a curated record